UACGUGGAAGGAGAUCUUACAAGAUGGAGUUGAGAACAAUUUUGUACGCUCACGCUAUUUUCAUGUGCUUCGUGGUUCUUAUGAUGAAAAUCGAAUCGAGGACAAGCCUACAAAAUCAGAUCCUUUGGAGGCUUCAAUCUCAUUUUAGACUCCAUAAGCCUUGUAAAGGAGGUAACCUUGUGAAAAUUGCAGUGCAACAAUGCACAGUCUUUGAAAAGAAGAAGCGAUGCGAGGCAAGGUGCAAUGGUUCAAGUACCAAAGACCCCUCAACGAGAUUUGAGUUGUUUCAAAAAGGAGGGAAAAUCUGUAUCCAGUUCAUUCAUAACCAAAACAUUACAUAUACAUUAAAAGUGGUGAAAAACUCCAUGGUCACUUUUGAGGAAGGGCGCUGCGACAGUGUUUCUGAUGACAAUAUUCUGUUUGACGAGACAAGAAUGGGAAGGCUGUAUCAAUAUAAGUACCUAGCUGUUAAUAGGACAAUGUGCUUAGGUGUACUUAAUGACUGUAAUUAUAACCUAGCCCUUAUAAGUACAACAAAUGAUAAUACUGAUGGCCGUUGUUUAUUCAAAAAACACAGAAGUAAGCUUUCAGCUACGAAACGACGCCCAUCAUUUUUUAUAAAAAAAUAAUUUAUAAGAAAAUAUUGAAAUAAAUAUGUUGU
Molecule: messenger RNA, 661 nt
Organism: Pocillopora damicornis (cauliflower coral)
Lineage: Eukaryota; Metazoa; Cnidaria; Anthozoa; Scleractinia; Pocilloporidae
Source: RefSeq, a predicted model, not a curated record